AUAAUGUACUACAAUACCCAUGAGGCCUUGCGCCGGACGCGGGAACAUGUUUGCACGUGACGUAUUAAAUUUCAGCCGGGAGAAUCAAAGUACAACAGAAACAGCUUACAGGAGACUGACGUGGACGGAGACAACAUGCAGAGGAACAGCCGUCUGAAACGAGAGCUGCAGAUGCUCAGUACUGAGCCUCCGCCUGGUGUUUCCUGCUGGCAGCUGGACGAGAGAGUGGAGGAGCUUCAGGCCCAAAUUGUUGGAGGUGCCAACACUCCAUAUGAUGGUGGGUUGUUUACACUGGAAAUAAAGAUCCCUGAUAGGUAUCCAUUUGAACCUCCAAAAAUGCGUUUCCUGACUCCCAUCUACCACCCCAAUAUUGAUAAUGCAGGCCGGAUUUGUCUUGAUGCGCUGAAAUUACCACCCAAGGGUGCAUGGAGGCCCUCACUGAACAUCUCCACAGUGCUGAGCUCAAUACAGCUUCUCAUGGCAGAACCGAACCCUGACGACCCAUUAAUGGCAGAUAUUUCCUCAGAAUUUAAAUACAACAAAGCAGCUUAUUUGGAAAAGGCCCAAAGAUGGACAGCAAAAUAUGCAACACAAAAGAACAAGGGUCAUGUGGAUACAGACCAAAAGAUUCUCGAAGACAAGCGCAAUAAAUCAGCACCAAAGAGAGAAGCACUUUCAGCACAAGAGAAUGUGGAACCCCCCAAAAAAGUGUGCACAUAGUUGUGUUAGUGCACUAGUUGUUUUAGGAUUAUUAUGUUUAUUUUUUGUCGUGUGUGCAUAUUUUCAACGUGUUAAUAAAAUCAGAUAUUAAACAUUA
This is a messenger RNA of Tachysurus vachellii, 817 nucleotides long. It is a transcript of the gene ube2t, whose product is annotated as ubiquitin-conjugating enzyme E2T (putative). The coding region runs from base 136 to 720 and encodes 194 amino acids. The transcript has 7 exons. The record is from RefSeq and is a predicted model, not a curated record. NCBI's taxonomy places the organism in Eukaryota, Metazoa, Chordata, Actinopteri, Siluriformes, Bagridae.